Molecule: messenger RNA, 1532 nt
Organism: Musa acuminata subsp. malaccensis (wild Malaysian banana)
Lineage: Eukaryota; Viridiplantae; Streptophyta; Magnoliopsida; Zingiberales; Musaceae
Product: probable receptor-like serine/threonine-protein kinase At5g57670
Biological process (GO): protein phosphorylation
Molecular function (GO): protein kinase activity; ATP binding
Source: RefSeq, a predicted model, not a curated record
AGUUGAGAUUAGGCGGUACGUUUUGUGGUGUCGUCAGGUCUUCGUGUCAUCGUUCUGCUCGCACUGUAGGAGUCAGAUACCAAAUACAAACCAUUGCGAAUAAAUGCUUCCUUUGUAUCCUUCAGAAAGCAAAGCAUCUGCGCCUUUUCCUACACGACCGCUUUUAAAGCCAUUACACCCUUACCUCCAUUCAUUUUGAUCGUCGCCUUCUCUCCUUCUCUGUUUUGGGUCACCACCUGCGUUCCAACCUUUGCAUAGAAGACGGUAGGCGGAGAGGAAGAAUGAGGCAGUUGUAUACGAGGAGCCGAAGGCUCAAGCGCCUCCUCUCGGUCACUCUUGGAAGAAGGAGCCGAGAAGAAGCGAGCACGGAGGAGGAUGACUCCUCUGUUCGGGCCAGUACAUUGAUGGAGCCUUUGCUUGAUGCGAACCCGCCCCUGAAACCCACUUGGAGAUGCUUCUCCUAUGGCGAAAUCCACAGCGCGACCAAUGGUUUUCAUAAAGAUAACUUGGUGGGCCGAGGUGGGCACGCGGAGGUGUACAGGGGAGUGACGGCGGACGGGCAGGCCGUGGCCGUGAAGAGGCUGAUGAGGGCUUCCACGGACGAGCAGAGGGAGAAGGAUUUCCUGACGGAGCUCGGCACCGUCGGCCACGUGCGGCACCCCAAUGUCUCCGCCCUCCUUGGCUGCUGUAUCGACCGCGACCUCCACUUGAUCUUCGAGUUCUCUUCGCGCGGCUCCGUCUCCUCCAACCUCCACGACGAGAACUCGCCCCCCAUGGAUUGGAAGCUGCGGCACAGCAUCGCCCUCGGCACCGCCAGGGGGCUUCAUUACCUCCACAAGGGGUGCCAGAGAAGGAUCAUCCACAGAGACAUCAAGGCCUCCAACAUACUCCUCACAUCCAAUCUCGAACCUCAGAUCUCAGACUUUGGCCUCGCCAAAUGGCUUCCGUCGGAGUGGACUCACCGUGCCGUGGCACCAAUCGAAGGGACAUUCGGGUGCUUGGCGCCGGAGUACUUCAUGCAUGGACUCGUGGGCGAGAAGACCGACGUCUUCGCGUUCGGCGUAUUCCUGUUAGAGAUGGUAUCAGGGAGGAAGCCAGUGGAUGGUUCCCACAAGAGCUUGCUCAGCUGGGCCCGACCUUUCCUAAAAGAUGACACGAUACAGAUGCUGGUUGAUCCAAGAUUAGGAGAAGAGUACGACAUGGGGCAGCUGCGAAGGCUCACCUUCGCGGCCUCUCUUUGCAUCAGAGCCACAUCAACAUUGCGCCCUUCCAUGACCGAGGUAUUGGAGCUGUUGGAAGGCAGUGAGAUCUCGCAAGAUCAAUGGAAGAUCCCCGAGGAAGAAGACGAACAAGAGUUUGGGGGCUUCGAUGAUCUCGAUGAUGACGAUGACGACGAUGAUGAUUGCGAUACUCCAUCCACGUCUUCGACGGGCAGCUCCCAACCACAGUUCUCAUAGAUAGCCCAUUUGUGUGGGAUGAUGAGAAGCAAUGUAGCGUAUUAGCACUGCAACGUUGAUAUUAUCUUAAACACA